Homo sapiens (human) is the source of this 2798-nucleotide messenger RNA. It is a transcript of the gene SLFNL1, whose product is annotated as schlafen like 1. The record is from RefSeq and is marked validated. NCBI's taxonomy places the organism in Eukaryota, Metazoa, Chordata, Mammalia, Primates, Hominidae. Bases 1066 to 2289 code for a protein of 407 amino acids. The transcript has 4 exons.
AAGCCUCCAAGUUCCCUGAGAGCUACCGGCCAGGGGUCGGGAGGCUAUGGGAGCUCAGGGCAGGCACCUCCCAUGCUCCCGCGGGAGCCACCAGGACAUGAAGGUCAUAGGCCUCUCCUCUCCUCCUCUUCCUGUUUGACCUGAAUGCCCCCAGGCCAACUGCCUCAAGGAUUCCAUUUGAGAAGAUGCAGGCUGGGUGUGUGGGGAGCAGUAGAGGGGCUGGUGUGUGCACAUAUGUGCACAGCUCAGGACAGAGGCUCCCUGGACUUGGGGCGGGGGCACUAGGGCCCCAACUCUAACCCUCGUUCUGCCCUGUUGACCUCUGCUCUCUGGACCAAAAAUGGAGGACUCAGUCUAGACUAGUUCUUAGGGUCUAGGAGCCACCUUAAGUUAUGUUUAUAUGCAAAGGCCAUUUUUCUGAGAGGCCAUAGCUUUCAUCAGUGUGCCAAAAAGCGUGAGAUCCUCUGCUCUAAAAGCCUCUGCCCCAGCGCUGCCUAGUUUCAGAGCCCCCGAUGGCCUCACAUGGGGUUUUAGAGCAGGCAGAGAAGCUGCAAUGGGGCCACCAGCCAGUCCUCAGAGUCCUGGGUUAAGGCCUCCUCUCCAGGAGGCCCUGUGUAAAGGUUUUCUCUGUUGCCUGGAGGCAGGAGUGAACUGGUAGGCAGGAAACCCUGAGGGUACCUAGGAGGCCCCUAGCCUGUGGGUUGGGGAGGGAAGACAGGACCCCUGGGGCCACUGAAAUGGUGGAGCUCUCAGAGACCUGAGUUCUGGUCCCUUCUGCCACUUUUUGGGCAGAUCCCGUCUUCCCACAGGCCCUGUGUCUUGCUCAGUCCACGUGACUCUGCUUUCUCAUCCUAGGCCUCAGGUGGGUGGCAGGCCCUUUCCUGCUUGCCCUCUGCCCUCCCUCUCUCUGGCCCUGCCCAGUCUCUGCCAAUCUGUGUACCUCCCAGGAGCCGGGACACUCCCUGAGUCCUCUGGGAGCCCUUAAGCCACACUGAGAACACAGACCCUGGGAGAAGCAGCCAGCAGUGAGGAAUCCUGGAACCCCUUCCCAGGGAGAGCCUUCCCAUGACCCCCAUGAAGAGAUCAGUGCAAACACAGGUGUCAGAGCCCUUCAUGGAGUCCUGGGGUGAGGAGUCCCUGCCGGAGCUACCCGCAGAGCAGUCCCUGACGGAGUACUCUGACCUCGAGGAGGCUCCCUCGGCGCACACUCUCUAUGUGGGCCAUCUGAACCCCCAGUUCUCAGUGCCGGUGCUUGCCUGCCUGCUGCGAGACACCCUGGAGCGGCUGGAGAUGCCGGUGGCGCGGGAGCACAUUGAAGUGGUGAGGCGGCCGCGGAAGGCCUAUGCACUGGUGCAGGUGACUGUCCACAGGGACACCCUGGCCUCCCUCCCCUGGCGCCUGCAGACGGCCCUGGAGGAGCACCUAAUCCUCAAGGAGCUGGCAGCCCGUGGGAAGGACCUGCUAUUGAGUGAGGCCCAAGGGCCCUUCAGCCACAGAGAGGAGAAGGAGGAGGAGGAGGAGGACAGUGGCCUGAGCCCUGGCCCCAGUCCAGGCUCUGGUGUCCCGCUGCCCACCUGGCCUACACACACGCUGCCUGAUAGGCCCCAGGCCCAGCAGCUGCAGAGCUGCCAGGGCCGGCCCAGCGGCGUGUGCUCCGACAGUGCCAUUGUGCACCAGCAGAUCGUGGGCAAGGACCAGCUCUUCCAGGGUGCCUUCCUGGGCAGCGAGACCCGCAAUAUGGAGUUCAAGCGGGGUAGCGGCGAGUACCUCAGCCUGGCCUUCAAGCACCACGUGCGGCGCUACGUGUGCGCCUUCCUCAACAGCGAGGGCGGCAGCCUGCUCGUGGGAGUAGAGGACAGCGGCCUGGUGCAGGGCAUCCGCUGCAGCCACCGUGACGAGGACCGCGCACGCCUGCUGGUGGACUCCAUCCUGCAGGGCUUCAAGCCUCAGAUCUUUCCCGAUGCCUACACUCUCACCUUCAUCCCUGUGAUCAGUACCUCGGAGACCAGCGUCCCCCUCAAGGUGAUCCGCCUGACCGUGCACACCCCCAAGGCCCAGAGCCAGCCGCAACUCUACCAGACAGACCAGGGGGAGGUGUUUCUGCGGCGCGACGGGAGCAUCCAGGGCCCGCUGUCUGCCAGCGCCAUCCAGGAGUGGUGCAGGCAGAGGUGGCUGGUGGAGCUGGGCAAGCUGGAAGAGAAGAUGAAGGCGCUGAUGAUGGAGAAGGAGCAGCUCCAGCAGCAGCUGCAGCAGCACGGGCCUGUGUCCUGCACCUGCUGUGUCCUGUGAGGGCCCUGGGGAGCAGGCAGGACGGCACGGCACUCUCCACCUGAGACCCAGGGAUUUCCUGUUUGAGUGUAAGGCCAACCAGUAAAGCCCAUGCGGGCUGCUGAGAGGCGGACAGGGACUCCUUCAACAUGGCACAUGAGCAGGCACCCAUGUGGCUUCAACCCUGACAGACCCAUCUGUGUAGCCAAGAAACUGCUCUCAGCCCUGUCCCCAAAUGACCUUACUUUCAGAAAGAAUGUGUAAAACCCUGCCCAGAGCUCCCCUAGGGCUAAGCUAUAAGGGAUUGUCCUUCUCCCUAAAAUGCUCAUUUGGCCCAGGCUGAGGUCUGUGACUCCAGUUGGCUACACAGUGCCAGAAAGGAAUCUGUCAUCUCAGGAAAGCCCCUCAAAGAUGGCGAGGCAUAUUUGAUGACUGUGGUUACAGGGCAAGAGGCCACCCUGCAGCCCCCACCCCUGACUUGCUGGAACUUGUGACUGUCAAAGCUCCAUUAAUAAAUUACAUGCACCUGG